Molecule: messenger RNA, 4102 nt
Organism: Syngnathus acus (greater pipefish)
Lineage: Eukaryota; Metazoa; Chordata; Actinopteri; Syngnathiformes; Syngnathidae
Product: doublecortin domain-containing protein 2-like
Exons: 9
Coding region: 224-2356 (710 amino acids)
Biological process (GO): neuron migration; regulation of cilium assembly; intracellular signal transduction
Cellular component (GO): axoneme; kinocilium; microtubule
Source: RefSeq, a predicted model, not a curated record
UUUGGCUCUUUGGCGCAGGUCCCUGCGAGCGCUUGCAGUGCGCACAACCUCGCCAUCUCUUCUCCUCAUGGAAAAGUAUAUUGCUGUAGCAACUGGAUAUUUUGAGCAUUUAUGCGCGUUCUUAAAUAAUUUUACACUCAUGGCUUAAGCGAGUUGUUUCUUUUUGUGAGCAAAAUCACGCGUUUUGUAAAAAUCACGUUGCAAAGUACUUUUACGCACAAGGAUGGGCUCGGAGAAGCCGAACUUUUUGUCCCAACCAGUGGUGAAGAAUAUAUUCAUGUUCCGCAAUGGUGACCCGUAUUAUGAAGCCCGACGAGUCGUGAUUAAUCAGAGGAGAAUCUGCAACUUUGAGACGUUUUUGAGGGAGGUUACAAGUGGCAUUCAGGCGCCGUUUGGAGCUGUAAGGAACAUCUACACUCCGCGGAGAGGACACAAAGUGGAAAGCCUGGACAACCUUCAGAGUGGGGAGCAGUACGUCGCUGCAGGGAGAGAGAGAUUCAAAAAGCUAGAUUAUUUACAGAUCGGCUUUAGAAAGAGAAGGAUGUUACAGUCGCUUCCAUUGCAGGCCAAACCACUUCCACCAAAUCGGAUUUGUGUGUCUGCCAGAUUCUUGAAACCAAUUAAGGAGCCAUGUCCAAUAUUUGUGGUGGCAAAUGGGGACACAAUGAAUCCUGCAAUAAGGCUGCUCAUUCACCAGAGGAUGCUGAGACAGUUUGAUAAAAUACUAGAGAUGAUCACAGAGAAGAUGGGCUUGAGAGUCCUUGGCGGUGUGAGAAGUCUUUACACUCAUGAAGGCCAGCAGGUGACUGAUGGCACUAAGCUGGAGAGCGGUCAGCUCUAUGUAGCCGUGGGCAGAGAGAGAUUUAAGAGGCUCUCCUAUGCUGACCUGCUGUUCAGCAAUCCUCGGGGAGCACGGCAGGUCAAUGGGAUGAAAAUGGGCAUUCUGCCUCCAAUCUACAGAUUCCCAAAACAACAUGGAAAUAGAAAAUCAGUGGUCCGAAGCACUGACAGUGGAGAAGGCGAGUCAAAGGCUUCGCCUCUACACGUCAAUGGUGGCAGCAGAGACCAACUGUCCUCCUUUGUCAGAGAAAUCUCCCAGGCCAGACUCCUUUCUCUCAGAUUCAAGAAGAGUGGACAGAGCAUAACUACUGGUGACAAUGAUGACUUGGAUUCAAAAGCUGAUUAUGGAAAUGCAGAAGUUAAAUCCCUAGAUCAGUCAACUGAAGAGGACCUUGCAUCAGAUGUUACCAAAUCAUCAGAGGAGUCUGGCGAAAAGGCUGAAGAGAAGCAGGAGGCCUCUGCUGAAAAUACCUUUGAAAAGGAAACUUCAGUUAUCCAAGUAGAAGGGGCAGUUAAGGAGACAACUAGUCCAACAAAGGGAGGUGGUGAAGAGGAAAAUGAAGCGGCAAAGAAUGAAAAUGAGGGAGAAGUAACUGCGUUGUCAAAAGAGCAGGCAGAGGAGGUAAAAGAAGUGAAGGACACGGUAGUAAAUGAAUGUAAGAGGGUCCCAGAUGAGAGAAGGGCAACACCAGAUGAGACAAGGGAGGCCUCAGGCCAUAGUAAAAAGAACAUUGCAGAAGAGAGUAGGGAAAAGAGUGCAGAUGUGAGUGAGGCGACAGCAAAUGUCAGUAAGGAUGCUUCAGAUGAGAACCAGAAUGAGAUUUCAGUUGAACACAAGGAGAAGGAAGAAAUGGCCGAUGAGAGUAAGGAUGAAGUUGCCAAUGACUGUAGGAAUGAGAGUAGGAAUGAGGUUAAAGAUGAAGUGGUAGAUAAGAGAAAGAAUGAAAACACUAAUGAAAGUAAGGAUGGAGCUGUAGAUCAUCUUGCCAAUGAGAGUAAGGAUGAGGUUGUCAAGAGUAGGGAUGAGUUUACAGAUGAGACGGCAGAUAAGAGAAAUAAUGAGAACACUAAUGAAAGUCAGGAUAUAGCUGUAGAUCAUCUUGCCAAUGAGAGUAAGGAUGAAGUUUCCGAGAGUAGGGAGGAUUUGGCAGAUAAGGCUCCAAAUGAGAGUAAGGAUGAGACUCCAAAUGAGAGCAAUGCUGCAGCUGUAGAUGAGAAUAAGGGUGAGCUUGCCUUUGAGAGUAAGGAUGAGACUCCAAAUGAGAGCAAUGCUGCAGCUGUAGAUGAGAAUAAGGAUGAGACUCCAAAUGAGAGCAAUGCUGCAGCUGUAGAUGAGAAUAAGGACGAGACUCCAAAUGAGAGCAAUGCUGUGGAUGGGAAUAAGGGUGAGCUUGCCAUUGAGAGUAAGGAUGAGACUCCAGAUGAGAAUAAGUCUGUUACAUCUUCUGGUGACCAAAUGACUGUACACUUAAACAAUAUAAAUGGCGAUACCAAAGAAGGUCAAAAUGAGGGAUAAAAUACCAAAUACAGCGCUGAUAAAAAUGACAAUGGUAAUGACCAGAAAGAGAAAGAAAAUCAGUGAUCAAUGAAGGUAGCUAUAGUUAUAGUUAGUUAGACCACAGUAGGAAUGGGGUACUUGACGACAAUCUCGGUACUCCUUCUGAGAAUAGAAGUAGUUAAAAUUCAUUUAACGAUGAUGUGUAACAGCUGAAUAAUGGCAAGAUGUAUGGAAAUAUCAAAAAUGUCAUCCUUGAAGUGAGUAAUUUCAGAAUGACAUAACAUUACAGUGAACCAUUUAACUUUGUUCAUUUGUCAAUCUAUGCUUGUAUUAGGUUAUCUAUUAAUUAAAUGUGAAUUUUAAAAAGUCAUUAUACAAUGACCGUUCACACUAUAUGGAUACAAAUUCAAGCUGCGUUACUAUAUGAUACAUUUAUUUGAAUGUAUUUGUACGAAAACCAUUACUCUGUCAUGUUCUCCAUCUGCCUAAGGAAGCCCAUAGAGUGAUAGUUGUGCCAAAUCUAAAAUUUAGCACGAGACAGUUUAUGAUUAUAUCUGCUUUAUCUGGACCAGAAUCACCUAGACAUGAGUUCUCACCCAUGCCCACUUAACACACACAAAAGCCAUAAGAACCAGCUACACAUGUUCUAACUUAACUUUGUGAUCCAUGCAACACAAGUUUGUGUUACAAGUUCCAAUACAUUUCUACUUAGAUAGUGUGUGGCGCAGGCUUUGGUGGCCAGCUUAAAUAGAUGCUUAAUUAGGCCUUAAAUAACCCAUACAGGACCCAGACAUUCAAUUCUAACCCAUUUCCAGUUUGCCCACACAUAACUGAGACAGAUUUCUAUUUUUUUUUCAUUAACACGGUUUAUAAAAACACUCCCUAUUGAUGAUUAAUAAUAAUACUAAUGAUCAUCGUGUGACUAAUGUAAUGAUUUAUAUGUAAAUUUAAUAUAAAAUUUAAUAUGUAAAUUUGCUUUCAUUUUUGUGCAAGAAGAAUGUUACUUUUGUUGCUACUUGUGGAUUUCCUAAUCAGACUCAACAAGCACUUCCAACGGCAUUCAUUAGGGUGAUAAUUAAUGACCUUCAUUGAAUAAUUAAACUUGAUUUACUGCUCCCAUUACAUUAAAUACUAUGGUAUGAUAUGGCACAUCUUGAACUAUGUUUUCCAUGAAAUUAUUGCCUUUGAAAUCCAAAGGAAGAACCUGCAAUCUACCAACCGUUACAUACAACAAAAUGUUAUGAGAUUGUAUGUGGUCUACGCUUUCUUUCCUCAGCAAGUUGGCUUUAUUAUUUGGCAUUGAUCCUGUCUAGGACUCCAGGUGCAUGUGAGUCAUCAGUGAGCAGAUGUGUGUGUGUGUGUGUGGUGGUGGUGGUGGUGGUGGUGAGGUGCUCCAUGACUCACUUUUGACUGCUCAAGGUGAUGGUCCUCUGGGUGCUAUUUCCGGAUGUGUCAUUAAUUCUGUCCUAUCUAGUCCAGUGGUCCCUUUCAGUGUGUGCACAUGUGGGUGUGUUAAUGAGGCCGCAAAUAGCACACUUAUCAUUCUAUACGUUGCCUUUCUAAAUGACCCUGCUGAUAGAUUACACUGAAAACUGUACUCUACUCUAAUGAAGGCAACUCAUGUAUGCUUUAGAGAUGCAGGGAAGUAAAAGUCAUAUACAUACAUAUGUACAUUUAAUAAUUAUAAAUUCCGGCUUGACUGUAUAUGUUAACAAUUUUAACAAUUUUACUACUACUGUACAACUCUACAACUGUGGUACUUUA